Molecule: messenger RNA, 4348 nt
Organism: Musa acuminata subsp. malaccensis (wild Malaysian banana)
Lineage: Eukaryota; Viridiplantae; Streptophyta; Magnoliopsida; Zingiberales; Musaceae
Biological process (GO): monoatomic ion transmembrane transport; magnesium ion transport
Cellular component (GO): membrane
Molecular function (GO): P-type magnesium transporter activity; ATP hydrolysis activity; ATP binding
Source: RefSeq, a predicted model, not a curated record
UGGUUUUCAUGUCUUCCUAACAAUGCAGAGGAGAAUAAUGCUGGACCACGAUCCGAGGCAGAGGAGAGAGUCCACUCAUGGAUUCAAGCUUUGGCCAGAUCUGAGAAGAACUUAACAUUUGAAUACGUCCAGUCUACUGAAAGAGGAUUGAGCUUCAAGGAAGCAGAAAGGAGAUUGCUGGAAGGUGGACAAAAUAUUCCCAUUGAUCAUAAUUUUCCUAGCUGGUGGCAGCUCUGGUGCAAUGCUUUUAUACAUCCUUUUAAUAUUAUUCUUAUCAUCAUGGCUACACUUUCAUUCUUGGCAUCUGAUAAUGCCAAUGGAAUCAUUAUGCUCAUACUAGUUAUGCUAAGCGUAGGCAUCCGAUUCCACCAGGACUAUAAUAGUUCAAGAGCUGCCAUGAAACUCUCCGAACUUCUGAGAUCACAGAUCAGAGUUCAGAGAUGUGCCGGAAAAGUCAUUCAGACAGAACUAGUAGUACAAAUUGACUACAGAGACAUAGUGCCUGGUGACAUUAUCCAUUUUAGCCCAGGGGAUCUCUUUCCUGGUGAUGUAAGACUAGUGACAUCCAAAGACUUGAUUGUGAGUCAGUCUUCCUUAACAGGCGAGUCAGGAACAACAGAAAAAGUAGCAGAUAUCAUAGAAGAUCCAAGCACUCCCUUGCUAGAGCUAAAAAAUAUCUGCUUUAUGGGAACAAGUGUGGUAUCUGGGUGUGGAACCGGAUUAGUCAUAUCAACAGGUUCAAGAACAUAUAUGAGUACAAUAUUUUCCACAAUGGGACAAGAGAAACAUACAGAUGCCUUUGAAAAUGGCCUUCGGUGUGUAUCCUAUGCACUUGUUUGCAUCAUGGUUCUGGUAGUCCCAAUAAUAAGUUUAUCUGACUACUAUGCAUCUCAUAAUUUGGGAGAGAGUGUUAUAUUUGGGAUCUCUGUAGCAGUAGCACUGACACCACAAAUGUUACCUCUUAUUGUGAACACAAAUCUUGCAAAAGGAGCAAUUGCAAUGGCCAAAGACAGAUGCAUAGUUAAGCGACUAUCCACCAUACAACACAUGGGAGCUAUGGAUAUUUUGUGCAUCGACAAAACAGGAACACUAACAACGAAUCGUAUCAUAAUGGUACAUCAUAUGGAUAGUUGGGGGUUUCCAAAUGAAAGAGUACUAAGAUUUGCAUUUCUAAAUUCUUACUUCAAAACUGAAGCUAAUAGUCCUAUAGAUGAUGCAAUUCUUGCUUAUGCAUAUACAAAUGGGUACAGAUUCCAGGCAUCAAAAUGGCGAAUGAUAGAAGAGAUUCCUUUUGAUUUUGUAAGGAGAAGGAUGUCUGUAAUUAUUGAGAGAGAUCUAGACAGUAUAUGGGAUGAACAAGGCUCCUAUUUUGAUACAACCAAAUAUGUCAUAACAAAGGGGGCACUUGAAGAAGUUUUAAGUAUUUCUACCUUGAUCGAGGACAUUGAUAAAGGAGUAAAUUUGACCUUGACUCCCAAAGAUCGUGAAGUUGUCCUCCAAAAGAGUGAAGAACUGAGUAACGAUGGAUUGCGAGUCCUCGGAGUAGCUAUGAAACGGGAAAACACGAUAAUUAAAAGUGGGCCUACCAAAUAUCCAGCACUAGAAUCAGACAUGGUUUUCCUUGGCCUCAUCUCCUUCUUUGACCCACCAAAAAACUCAGCGAAGCAAGCACUGUGGCAACUAGCAGAGAAGGGAGUAAAAGCAAAGGUGUUAACGGGUGACUCACUGUCUCUAACCAUUAAGGUCUGUAAAGAAGUUGGCAUUAGAACAACUCAUGUGACAACUGGCCCAGAUCUUGACAUUCUUGAACAUACUGAGUUUCAUGAGGCUGUUAGAAGAGCCACAGUGCUGGCUCGUCUUACACCAACUCAAAAGCUUCGGGUAGUUCAGUCACUGCAGAAAGUAGGAAACCAUGUUGUUGGAUUUUUGGGUGAUGGAAUAAAUGAUUCCCUUGCAUUGGAAGCUGCAGAUGUUGGAAUUUCAGUUGACUCCGGAGCAAGUGUAGCAAAGGAUCUAGCCGACAUUAUACUACUCGAGAAGGAUUUAAAUGUUCUUGUCUCGGGUGUUGAACAUGGUAGGCUGACCUAUGGAAACACAAUGAAAUACAUAAAAAUGUCUUUGGUUGCUAAUAUUGGAAGUAUUAUCUCUCUCUUUAUAGCGACUAUGUUCAUACAAUUUGAGCCACUCAGUCCCAGACAGCUUCUGACUCAGAAUUUUCUCUACAAUCUAGGCCAAAUUGCAAUUCCAUGGGACAAGGUAGAUGACGGAUAUGCAAAGGUUCCUCAGGGAUGGUCUGCAACAGAACUACCAGUUUUCAUCCUAUGGAAUGGGCCAGUUUGUUCGAUAUUUGAUAUUGGCACCUUCUUAUUCCUUCGUUUUUAUUAUGAAGCAGACCAAGUUUCAGAUUCUGAAUUUUUCCAUUCUGCUUGGUUUAUUGAGGGUCUUCUUAUGCAGGCUCUUAUCAUCCACAUGAUUAGAACAGAAAAAAUUCCCUUCAUACAGGAUAUGGCAACAUGGCCUGUGGUUUUCUCAACCAUAACAAUUUCUGCUAUCGGGAUCAUAAUUCCAUUUAGUCCCAUUGGUAAACUUAUGGGACUAAUGAACCUUCCACUAUCAUAUUUUGGUUUCUUAGUAGUGCUUUUUCUUGGAUACUUUUCGCUUGGGCAAGUUGUCAAGAGGAUAUAUAUACUCAUUUACAAACGAUGGCUUUAAAAGUGAGUCCAUAGUUCUGUACAUCAAAAUUUAAGGCUGCUGACACAUGAGGAAUCGACUUCAGUUUUAUUCUGUGUCUACCAAACAUUGGCAAAGUCUAGUUUUGAGUCAACUUCAGUUUCAUUCCACCAUAAAAAAAAUUUUAUAUCAUUUUAAUUCGAUAAAGAUGUUAUACUUGUUUCGUUUUGGCUUUUUCGGUGAAUAUAUGAGAAAAUAAAUAUACAAACAACAAUGAUAAAAUUCAUUCAAGUGUAUCACCACACUCUUAUACAAAUGAAAACCAAAUCUCGGAGACCUUUACCACAACCAUUUAUUUCCAACCCUUGAUACACCUAUAUCUACGCUCAACUAAACUCACCAAACAGGGAAGUCCAUAGAGGAGACCACUGAUGGCUGCUGGUUGAGUUUUUCUUUCUCUUUUCCUCUCUCUUUCUUAUUUUCUGUAUUUAUCUUGACUCUUAUCUUCAAAUCAAUGAAAUUGGGAGGCUUGUGUCAGCGUUAUAACACGUGCCAACUAUUGAAAAGGUUAUUGUCUGUCAAUGCCCAAAAAAACUGCCAUGCUAGCUGCCAAAUUGCAUUUAAGCAUCCCAGUCCGUAAGCACUAUCAAAGAUUAAUAUCACAAAAAUAAAAAGAGGAUUAACUAUCCUCCUCAAGGAUUUUGAGAUGCUUGUUCUAGGGUUAAUGUGGAGACAACAGUACCAGAUGUGUUGAUAGUGGCAAGAUGAACUGUUUGGGUUUCUAACUGAUAAAGUAACUGUACUUCACAUUUCACAUAAACAUGAACAUUGUAUCAGGAAGACACCUAGAGAUCCAAUAGCUUCCAGUCACAUUACAUGGAAAUUGAAGCAAGAUAUAAGGAAUUUAUUAUUUUCAGUAAGGUUGCAUAGGCUGAGAGGUCACAGUAUAAGCAUGGUUCCAAGACCAACUUGAUGUGCCCUAGUAGCUAGAAUACUCAAAAGAAAAAGUGGUACAAGUUCCAGCUAAAUAAGGAUACAAUUGGCAGGCAUGCAGACUUCAAAUCUGCUUUCUUCUUCUUCUUCUUCUUCUUCUUCUUCUUCUUCUUUUGCCUUUAGCAAGAGAAAAUAACAGCAUGAAUACAUCGGGCGAGAUCAAAAAGAGGAAAGUGAAGGAGAAAUAUAAAGGAAAAUGACAAACUAGAUGAUGAGGAAUAAUGUCAAGGGCCAACCCCAGCCCACCCCAAGCAACCCCUCCAAAACCCCAAACAUCCACAAGGAGGGAACAGAAAAAGACCUAGACUCAACAAUUAGUCAUAUUCUACAUAAAUCUACCAUCUUAUACUGUGUAAUUCUCACAAUUUGCACAGCAAUUUGGAAGCAAAUUAGAGCCCCCGCUCACAGUUUUGUACUAAAUCAAUCUCAACGCGCCACCCAUCAGUUCAUGAAAUAUUGGCCCUCAUAAGUCAAUUUCAAUGCCUCACUCCUCAUUCAUGAGAUCCUGAAGUGGCAAGCAUUGAUCAUAACUCACAGGCUGAAACUCUAUAUCAUCAAGAAUUCCAUAAAAAAAAAAAGGAAAUUCCUUGACACCGCACCUCGAUCGAUCUCUGAUCUAAAUUCCAUUUACAUCGUAGACUUUUAUAAGCAACCCAUUUCAACUUGCGUCCGGCCGUAAAACCCU